UCCGGAUUAUUCGUGAAAGUGAAUCGUCUAUAAUGGACUACCAACAUGUUCUGGUCUAUUUCAUGUGGACUUUCACUGCAGUUUCUGCACAGGAUGUGAAAUAUUUCCUGACGGGUCAGGACAUACACUUCAUGCCAUCCAUCUCUGAACAACCCAUUGCAUCUAUCUGGCUACAUAAUGAAAAUGAUGUGGUAUGGUUUACUGGCACGGUGGACAUUGUGAAUUCUUCAUACAAGAACAGAAUCACUCUGGACCGGGUCUCUGCAGAACUCACCAUAAAAAACGCCACAUAUGAAGACAGUGGAGACUAUUACCUUGGAAUGAACAUAAACAACGAGCCUCGUACUUUGCUGUAUAGAAUUGAAGUUAUAGACAAAGUAUCCAAACCCAACAUAUCCUGUGAGAUGAGCGACACAAAGCAGGCGACACUUGUGUGCUCAACAGAGUCCAAACAUCCUCAUUUAUUAAAGUUGAAGUGGAGCUCACCAGGAAAGGAGCAGACUGGACCAAAUUUAACAAUAACUGUCAGGAAUGAAGAUGAUGAUCAAGUUUAUCGUUGUGAUGUCAGCAACCCUCUGACCAAUGAAACGGCUUCAUUCACCGCUAAGGACUGCUUCCUGGGUAAAAGAUCAGAUGUUCAUCUGAUUAUCAUAUUAGUCUGUAUCUUCAUUCUGGUCAUCUUGUGUUGUGUUUUAUACAUAACACCUCAAUAUCUAAAAGUGUCCAAAGAGCGUGAUGAAAAGACAUCCUUCUUAGACCAAGUACUCACUCUUCCCUCCAACUCAGGACUGAACGUGUUGACUGAGGAUGAGAAGAUGGAUUCAGAAGGAGCCAUGCUACUCACUGCUUCUGUUCCUGCACUUCAUUCCUCUUCAACACACUUAAACACUAUCACUGAACUUUCAGAUACCAGCAAUGAUCAGCAAGAUCAACUUCUGAAAAAUUCGGAGGAAAUGCAUGACUGCAGUGGAGUGACAGUCAGUCGUUGCAACACUUGGCCAGGAACCAGUUCUACAUAUAAAAAAUAAGGAAUACUUCAGGGAGAAAACAAAGACAUUUACUUAAAUAUAAAGAACUAACAUUUAGAAAAAUGAGUGAAGGAAGCCAUCUAUGUUAAAAGGCCUUUUUGAAACAAAAAUGGAGGUUGUAGCAACAUCCAUUCAUCCAUUCUCUACCGCUUAUUCCCUUUGGGGUCGCUGGCGCCUAUCUGACAAAUUCACCAACAACUGGAUAAUUUUUUUUUCCCCCCAAGAUGUCGCCGCUGUAGUGGCUGCUGGUGGCAGGAGCUCUGUGCUCUUGUGUCAUCAUUCUGUGUUCCUGGUGUUUCCUUCUUGUUUUCAUGUCGGUUUUGUUUUUACUUUUGGUUCGGGACCCUUUGGGACUGUCUGACAAGGGGUGCCACUUUUGAGACUCCUGCAGGGCUUUUUUGUGGACUUCUGGAUCUGCCCCCCCGGGAGCCUUUUGGCCGUGGAGACCAGCUGCUGGGUCUCUGCCACACCAGAGUCCGUUUGGAGAGACUGGAGGAGACGUGGAUGAAGAGACAGAGCUGCGGAGCUGGUGCUGAGCGCCGGGACGGACGGGCUUCACAGUGUCUUGGCUGAAUGAGCAGGUAUCGGACACCUCGGUCUCCUUGGACGCAUCCUCACUCAUCCAUGCAGACUGGACACUGGCCGAGAGUUAGUGAGCGGCCGAGUGGCUCUCUUGGUUGCUUUGUUGGGUCUGCUCCUAUCUCUGGCCAUGCUCCCCCCCACCCCAGCAGACGAUGGCGUGGAAUACUGCAGAGGGCACCACAGUGUAUAUGUUUUUUUUUUUUUAUAUUCAUUUUUUGUAGCUGUAUAUAGAAAUGGCUGGUUGCAUCAGCUUUGUUCUUUUAAUGUCCUUUGCUCUUUGAUGUUUCCCUCUUACACACACGCUUAUGUGUGAUUUAGCUAUGAGUUUUUUCCAUUGUCCUUAGUCUGGACCCCCUCUCCAGGGGCCCAGGCUUAAACUGAAUAGUCUACCUGGACGUUGGAGUCUGCAAUAAAGCUUGAUUGAUUAGUUUUCAAAUAAAUAGAUAUGAAACUGUACAUAUAUGAUGUAAAUACUGUACAUAUAUGAUGUAAAUAUUGCGUAUAUAUGUUAUAUUUUAUGUCGCUAUAUUUAGUCUAUUUAUACCUGCAUUGUCCUUUCCAUCCUUACACUUUCCAUCAUUGUAACUGAGCUACUGUGUGGAACAAUUCCCCUUGUGGAUCAUUAAAGUUUGUCUAAGUCUACGAUCAAAAAAGUA
Molecule: messenger RNA, 2266 nt
Organism: Nerophis ophidion (straightnose pipefish)
Lineage: Eukaryota; Metazoa; Chordata; Actinopteri; Syngnathiformes; Syngnathidae
Product: CD48 antigen-like
Exons: 6
Coding region: 33-1028 (331 amino acids)
Source: RefSeq, a predicted model, not a curated record